AAGCAGAUCAAGGCAGACUUCUGUGACUUCCUUUCAUAUCUUAGUUCAGUCAUGGCUACAUGACACGCUAGAGACUUCGGCUUACUCUAUUUCAGAUCUUAUGCUUCCAUUUCAUUGACAAGAUACCGCUUCUUCUGCCGGAGAACAGUUUCGUUUACUUUGUGACUCUACAGCACUGAGGAUACUCCAGCCGUUACGAUGCACUCAAGAGCUUGCUUGUUGUUGGAAAGAGAAUUUCAGGAAUAUAAAAACGCCCGCAUCUUUGGUAUUUCUGUUACACCUAUAGGAGAUAACUUCAUGGAAUGGGUUGCUGAGAUCCAAGGACUAAAGGAUUCUCUAUGGGAAGGCGCUGUACUCCAACUAGCUAUGAAGUAUACUGAAAAUUACAACAAAGUACCUCCAAGCAUCAAUUUCACCACUAUUCCUUUUCACCCCAAUGUGGACCCAACAACUGGGAGACCUUGUGUGGAUUUUCUAGAUGAUCCUGCCAAGUGGAACACGAAGUUCACAAUGAGUAGUGUCCUGCUUAGUAUCCAGGUUAUCCUGUCUAAUCCAGUUUUGGAUAAUGCAGUAAAUACGGAGGCAGCUAAAAUGCUGAAGAACAAUAUUUCCCUGUAUAGAAAAAGAGUUAUGCAGUGUGUUACCACUAGCCAGCGCCUAGAAGCUGUGGAUAGCUCAGAACACAAGUCUACAACUUCAAUCAAAUGUUAUAUUGCACCUGAAGAAUCUGCUCCUGAACAAUCAAGGAGGAUUACAAAUGUAUCAUAUGAAGAUUAUUAUUUGACGUGGUUUCAAAUAGCAACAUCGAGAACAGAUGGAGAAUUUAAAAGAGCAGUGUUUGACGACCCAAACUUCAUAGCAAACCAGUAUGACUGGAUGGCAGCAAAUGCGAUGAAAGGCGAAUGGGAUGCAGAUAUACAUAGAAUACUUAUCUCUGAGCUUACUAAAAAACGGAAGAACCCAAAAAUGUUUAAAGUAAGAGAAAAUAUUCCAAGCCUAACUCCAGCACCAUCUGAGUAUGAAAAACCUAUGACAUCAUUAUAUAAGAUGCAAAGCAGAAGUCAAGAAGAGGAGCACUGGGAGCAAGAAGUAGAAGACUUAGUAACCUGGUCACGGACUCUUGGCUAA
Gekko japonicus is the source of this 1128-nucleotide messenger RNA. RefSeq names its product ubiquitin conjugating enzyme E2U (putative) (gene UBE2U). The coding region runs from base 199 to 1128 and encodes 309 amino acids. NCBI's taxonomy places the organism in Eukaryota, Metazoa, Chordata, Lepidosauria, Squamata, Gekkonidae. The transcript has 11 exons. The record is from RefSeq and is a predicted model, not a curated record.